This is a messenger RNA of Symbiodinium pilosum, 888 nucleotides long. The record is from the annotation of a GenBank genome assembly. NCBI's taxonomy places the organism in Eukaryota, Dinophyceae, Suessiales, Symbiodiniaceae.
AUGGAGGUGCAGAAGGCCACGUUUCUGCAAAGUCUGACUCUCCGGCAGGAGCGAUUCUAUGAGGUGGUUAUUUGCAACUUCACAGGAAGGCCGCUGCAUCUGCAGGGUUGCAAGGACCCAGCGGCACGAGUGACUGUGGCGGGACGCCUGCUACGGCUCCUGCCUGAAGUAUCCCCUUCAGGCACCGUUGGCGGUCGCACCGAGCUGGUGGAGCGCGUCCUUCUGCACCAGCCGGAGUCUCAUCCAUCACCGACGGUUCAGGCCAAGUUUCAACCCCAUAGCAAUUGCGGCGACCUCCUUGAGUUCACAGUGGUGUACUUGAACGCAGAAGGCAGCGGGGUGACAAUCCGUGUAAACGCUCACGACGCAUCUACCAUGCGAAGCUCCAUUCAAGUUCACGGCCAGGACCUUGAAGGAACGUCCGUUGUGGAGGAACUUCCGAGAAUGCGUGUGAGGCCCCCCGAAGGUUACGCACAAACAUCCUUAGGUGUUCAUGCGCGGCCUGACAAGUCUGAGCCCGUGCAUCAUCUCAAUGUGAAUGAUGAGGUCAUGCUUGGCAUGGGUCCGUGUUCAGGUCGCUGGCAUAAGAUCACACACCCUGCGGAAGGUUGGGUUCAGGCUGCUACUCGAGAUGGGAGACUCAUCCUCCAUGAAAUGGUCGGUUGCAGGCCAAAUCUUCGACAGGUCAUUACUCUUCGACCUGCGUCUUGCAGGCCCCUCCUCCAGCAGCCGGCACUUGUGAAAAAGGAAAGUCCUUGCCGGAAGACGGAGCAUGCUCUGUUCCAGGCUCGAGCUGCAGAAGCAUGCCGCCUUUCGCGCGAAAUUGCUCGACUUGAAGCAAGUGGGCCAUCCGGAACACCUCGCAAGAGCACCUUGGGUGUAUUUUAG